Molecule: messenger RNA, 2387 nt
Organism: Halteromyces radiatus
Lineage: Eukaryota; Fungi; Mucoromycota; Mucoromycetes; Mucorales; Cunninghamellaceae
Product: P-loop containing nucleoside triphosphate hydrolase protein
Exons: 5
Coding region: 1-1977 (658 amino acids)
Cellular component (GO): nucleus
Molecular function (GO): ATP binding; RNA helicase activity; RNA binding
Source: RefSeq, a predicted model, not a curated record
AUGAGCAAUGGAUCUUACAACAAUGGUAGCUUAGAUCAGCAAUUCGCUGGUAUGGGCAUUAACGAAAAUCGCUCCAAUGGUCGAGCACCUCCUUCUCGAUAUGUUCCUCCUCAUUUGAGAAACAGUCAAGGUACCAAUGGUUCUGCUAAUAGUGGCUGGUCUGACUGGAACUCUGGCAACGAUCGUUCUCAAUCUGGUGGUUAUCAACGUGGUGGUGGAUGGAAUUCUUCUUACUCUGAUCGUGGUGCUGGUGGACAUCAUCGAUCCAACUUUUAUGAACGUGGUUCGUAUGGUGGCGGUGGCGGUGGUUAUCGUAACAACUAUCGCCAAAAUGACAAUGGUGGAUAUCAACGUCGUGAUGAUUCUCAAGGUUAUUGGAAAGAAGGUGUUCAUCAUGUUGGCAAUCGCAACCCUCGUACUGAGAAGGAUCUCUUUGGUUCUGCUGAUGAUUCUGAUCGUCAACAUACUGGUAUCAACUUUGAAAAAUAUGAUGAUAUUCCCGUUGAAGCUAGCGGUGAUGGAUGUCCUGAACCUGUGACCACUUUUACUAAUCCUCCUUUGGACGCUCAUCUUUUGAGUAACAUUGAAUUGGCAAGAUAUACUACUCCUACUCCUGUCCAAAAAUACUCUAUUCCUAUUGUUGGUGCUGGUAGAGAUUUGAUGGCUUGUGCUCAAACUGGUUCUGGUAAAACUGGUGGUUUCUUGUUCCCUGUUCUUUCUGAAUUGUUCUUAAAGGGUCCUUUGGCUUUACCUGAAGAUCCUCAUGCUGGUUACCGUGGUCGCAAGGCUUAUCCUACAGUCUUGAUUCUUGCCCCUACUCGUGAAUUGGUAUCUCAAAUCUUUGAUGAAGCCAAGAAGUUUGCUUAUCGUUCUUGGGUUCGUCCUGCUGUUGUAUAUGGUGGUGCUGACAUUGGUGCUCAAUUACGUCAAAUUGAUCGUGGAUGUGAUCUUUUGGUGGCUACUCCUGGUCGUCUUGUGGACUUGAUUGAACGUGCACGUAUCUCUCUUGCCAAUAUUCGUUAUUUGGUCCUUGAUGAAGCUGAUCGCAUGUUAGAUAUGGGUUUCGAACCUCAAAUCCGUCGUAUUGUUGAAAAGGAAGAUAUGACAAGUGUUCAAGACCGUGUUACUCUCAUGUUCUCCGCCACUUUCCCUCGUGAUAUCCAAUAUCUUGCUCGCGACUUUUUGAAGGAUUACAUCUUUUUGUCUGUGGGUCGUGUUGGUUCUACUUCUGAAAACAUUACUCAAAAGGUGGAAUAUGUUGAAGAUGAAGACAAGCGUUCAGUGUUACUCGACAUUUUGCAUUCUACUGAAGUAUCUGGUCUUACUUUGAUCUUUGUGGAAACUAAACGUAUGGCUGAUGCACUCUCUGACUUUUUGUUGGGUCACAACUUCCCUGCUACUGCUAUCCAUGGUGAUCGUACUCAACGUGAACGUGAACGUGCUCUUGAUUCUUUCCGAUCUGGUCGUACUCCUAUCAUGGUUGCUACUGCUGUUGCUGCUCGUGGUCUUGAUAUUGCCAAUGUAUCUCAUGUUAUCUCUUACGAUUUACCUACAGAUAUUGAUGAUUAUGUCCACCGUAUCGGUCGUACCGGUCGUGCAGGUAACACUGGUCUCGCUACUGCCUUCUUCAACCGCAACAACAAGAACAUUGUCAACGACUUUAUCGAUAUCUUGAAAGAAGCCAAUCAAGAAGUACCUGGUUUCUUGGAAUCUGUUGCUCGUGAAACUAGAUCUGCUGGUCGUGGUGGACGUGGCGGUUAUGGUCGUGGACGUGGUGGUGGUGGUUCAUUUGGUGGCCGUGAUUUCCGUAAAUACAACAAUAAUGGUGGUAAUGAUUAUUCUCGAGGUAAUGACUUUGGUGGUUACAAUAACGGUUACAACAAUUAUCCUCCUUUGGGUGCUACUGGGGGCCGUCCUUCUUAUACUCCUCGUGGUGAUGUUCCUAUGCAAUAUCAGAACAAGACCAGUUGGUUCUAAACCCUUCUUUAACAAAUUAUUGGACAAGAACGACAAAGCAUACUUUGGAAAAUAGACUACUACUACUACUUUACAAUCUUCUCUUUCACUUAUUCUCACAUUCACUCUUAUCAUCGUCCUAUCAUACGCCUCUUUUAUAUUAGGUAUAUUCCCCCUGUCGUUUAUUUUCUUUUUACUUUUUUUUUUAUUUAUAUAUACAUAUCUUUAUCAUCUGCAUUUCAUUUUUUUUUCAUGCAUUUUUUUUUAUUAUUCUUAUACAUUAGUUAGUCUCUUGUUAAUGUUAGUCUUUUAUAUAUAUAUUUAGAAAAUAGAAAUUGGAAGAAAAAAAAAGUACGCAUUAGUAAUUUUUUUUUCUACGCUCCCCCCUGACAGGAUUUUAUACAUUUUAUUCUUUUUUUUUUUACAAGUAG